AUGCCUACUCAUUCCUCUGAAACUGCAGUCGCGCCGGUUUUCGAAAAUGUUGAGGCAUUUCCAAUUGCGGAAAUAGAUGAAAGUAUGCCCGAUAACAAUAUGGAAACAUCAACGAGUUCGACCGAAAACGAGCCGGAAGCUGAAGCGAAAGAAGUUUCUGAUUCUAGUCAUUUGAAUUCAACGCCUGAUAAAAUGGUGAGCCGAGAAAAUUUGAAUACAACUCAAGAUGUUAUAAAGUAUAUUGACCCAUAUGGUGUACUCAAUGAAGAUGAGGAUAUUGAUGAGAAUGAUGCACCCAAUAGAUCGGCAAGCGGAAGAGAAAACUUUUCGGUUUUAAUGGACGAUUCUCUAAAUGUCAGCGAUAACGAAAUGAAUGGAGAUAGUGUGAGAUUACAUGACUCGUUCGAAUCAAAUUCAACAGUAUUGGAAGUCGAACGACGACAUUCGGUCUUGGUUCUUCAACCCCGAGAAAUUAUUCCUCCAGAAAAGCCACCAAUCGCUGGACUGCGUCGCUCGAAACGUAAUCGAGUCAUGCCUUUGAGAUCGUGGCUCGGCGAAAAAGCAGUGUACGAACAUUCGCCAUCAGGUUCUCGCUUGCGUGGUGUUACUGAAGUGGAAAUAAAGGAUCCGAAAAUGGUAGAAUAUCAAACUGCCGAUACUCGACUUAUCGUUGAACUUCGAUACGAAAAACUUCGCAACAACAAAAACAUGGAGGAGGAGAAAUGA
Messenger RNA from Caenorhabditis bovis, 726 nucleotides. NCBI's taxonomy places the organism in Eukaryota, Metazoa, Nematoda, Chromadorea, Rhabditida, Rhabditidae. The record is from the annotation of a GenBank genome assembly.